AUGGAUAACAAAGAACAACAAAAGGCUCAUAGACCACCUGAAAAACUUGCUAGACGCAAACAGGAAUUGGAUCAAAAGAAACUUCACGUCCCUCUUGUUGAUAGAACUCCAACUGAGCCACCUCCUGUAAUUGUUGCUGUAGUAGGACCUCCACAGACUGGUAAAACUACUUUAAUAAAAUCCCUCGUAAAGAGAUACACGAAACACAACCUUACAGAAAUAAAAGGUCCCAUUACGGUCGUGAGUGGUAAAAAAAGGAGGUUGACCUUUAUAGAAUGUACAAACGAUAUGAAUUGCAUGAUUGAUAUAGCAAAAAUCGCGGAUUUGGUGUUGUUAUUAAUUGAUGCUAGUUUUGGUUUUGAGAUGGAAACAUUUGAAUUCCUUAAUAUUUUACAAACUCAUGGAUUUCCAAAAAUUAUGGGAGUUCUCACACAUCUGGAUAAAUUCAAAAAUACAAAGACACUUAAAACAACUAAAAAACGAUUAAAACAUCGUUUUUGGACGGAAAUUUAUCAGGGUGCCAAACUUUUUUAUUUAUCAGGAAUAAUUAAUGGUCGAUAUCCAAAUCAUGAAAUUCAAAAUCUUUCUAGAUUUAUUUCUGUAAUGAAGUUUAGGCCGUUAAUAUGGAGGAAUACACAUCCUUAUUUGGUUGCUGAUCGUGUAGAAGAUUUAACUGAUCCCGAAGAAGUUAGACUCAAUCCUUUAUGUGAUAGGACUGUUACUUUAUAUGGAUAUUUACGUGGAACAAAUAUGAAACCCACCAUGAAGGUUCAUAUACCAGGUGCUGGAGAUCAAAUUCUCUCAGACAUUUCCAUACUGCCAGAUCCAUGUCCAUUACCUAAUAAAGUGCGAAAGAGCCUUAGUGAAAAACACAAGGUUAUUUACGCACCUAUGUCCGAUGUCGGUGGAAUAAUGUACGAUAAAGAUGCUGUGUAUAUCAAUAUUCCUGGAAAUGAACCAGAAUAUGAGCAAGGUCCUGGAGAGAAGAUGGUCAUACAUUUACAGGAUGCUCCAGAUACACUUGCAGAUAAAUUAGAAGAAA
This is a messenger RNA of Funneliformis mosseae, 1042 nucleotides long. NCBI's taxonomy places the organism in Eukaryota, Fungi, Glomeromycota, Glomeromycetes, Glomerales, Glomeraceae. The record is from the annotation of a GenBank genome assembly.